This is a messenger RNA of Suillus subaureus, 911 nucleotides long. Its product is annotated as Fcf1-domain-containing protein. Gene Ontology annotation, molecular function: small ribosomal subunit rRNA binding. The transcript has 5 exons. The record is from RefSeq and is a predicted model, not a curated record. Lineage: Eukaryota; Fungi; Basidiomycota; Agaricomycetes; Boletales; Suillaceae. Gene Ontology annotation, cellular component: small-subunit processome; nucleolus. The coding region runs from base 30 to 860 and encodes 276 amino acids.
GUGACAUUGUAACAGCAGAUCAACCAACCAUGCGUCAAAAGCGGGCGAAGACAUACCGCAAACUAAUGCAUCUGUACUCCAUGUCUUUUGGAUUCAGACAGCCUUACCAGAUUCUCGUAGACUCAGAAAUGUGCCAAAUAGCCAUAGAUGCCAAGCUGGAUCUCAUCAAACAGUUUUCUACAGUACUCCAGGGAAAUGUGAAGCCGAUGAUCACGCAAUGCUGUAUGCACGAGCUGUAUCUCCAAGGAAAGGUGCGGCAACCUGCCGUUGACCUCGCAAAGACGUUUGAACGCCGCAAAUGCAACCAUCGAGAGGCUAUCCCUGGAGAUGAAUGCCUCUCGAGCGUAGUAGGAGACACUAACAAGCACCGGUAUGUUAUCGCCACGCAAUCGCAAUCCCUGCGCAAUGGACUGCGCAUCAUACCCGCGGUACCUGUAGUUCACAUAAAUCGCGCAGUCAUGGUACUCGAGCCACCGAGUGAAGCUACGCUGAAAGCCAAGGAACUGGCUGAGGAGCAAUCCCUUCGUCCGUCCGCCCCAGAGCUUGCGACCGUACCCCGAGAUAAACCAGUGCCAAAGAAGAGGAAGGGUCCAAAGGGGCCCAAUCCUCUGAGCGUCAAGAAGAAAAAGAAUCCAAAUACAGCACCAUCUGCCCGACCUUCGCAAAAAACUAAGGCCGAGUCAUCGGGUGCCCCCUUGAGCAGUGCUGAAUUACCAGGGCAAAAACGGAAACGUGAUUCUCAGGAUGAUAAGCGUGAAGAAAAUAAUGUAGAAAUGACCGAUGCAGCUCAGAGCAAUGCCUCGACCAGGACAAGGAAAAGACGUAGAAAGGCUCCUGCCGCUCCAUCCUCACCAUCGUAGCACAUACUAGUUAUCAUCUUGAUAUAAUUCAUCCAACAAGGUCGACCUCAG